UUAAUCAUGACUCGUUGUUCGUCGCUUGCAGGUGAAUUAAGGAAAUCCAAUAAUAACGAGUUGUCUUCCUCUGCUCACAGUGAUUUCGCGCUAGAAUGAUGCUCAAAAAAUGAAACCAGAAUGAUCUUCGUCGAAUCGAUCAUAUCAAAAUCCCGAUUGUAUGAUACCCAUGUGAUGAAAUUCGGAUCGGAGGAACAUUAGUGUGUAAAUCAUUCGAUUUGUGAACUUGAGUUUUCCGGCAUUGCGAAGUAGAAAAAAAGCCCUAGAAUUCGGGGGAAGUCUGGUAUGGAUGCCAAGGAUAUCUUGGGGUUGCCCAAAAACACGCUGCCUUUGUCCCAAGAGAAGAAGCCUAGGGCUCAGAAAGAUGCCCAGAGAAAGCGAGAUGGAAUUUCUCGGGAGGUUUAUGCGCUUACUGGUGGUCUUGCGCCUAUUAUGCCGGCGAUCGAUACAUCCGAGCUGAAGAAGCGACCUCCAUCAGAUGAGAAGAUUACAUGGCAAUGGCUUCCUUUUUCAAACUCUGCUAGAAAGGAUAAUUUGCAGCUUUACCACUGGGUUCGAGUUGUAAAUGGCAUUCCACCAACAGGUGACUAUUCCUUUGCAAAGUACAACAAGUCUGUUGAAGUUGUCAAAUACACAGAUGAGGAGUACGAGAAGUUUUUAAAAGACCCUUCAUGGACAAAGGAGGAGACAGAUCAAUUAUUCGACUUGUGCGAAAGGUUCGAUCUUCGCUUUGUUGUGAUAGCUGACAGGUUUCCAUCAACAAGAACAGUGGAGGAACUGAAGGAGCGAUAUUAUCAUGCAUCAAAAGCAAUUUUGGGUGCUAGAGGACCAACAUCUCGGGAGGGUUCGGGGAAUACUCCUGCCAAGGAUCCUUUCAAUGUCUCACAAGAGAUCGAGCGCAAACGGGCAUUGUCCAUGGUUCUCUCUCAAACAAAACAGAAAGAACGAAAAGAUGCAGAGGUUCUUGCUGAAGCAAAAAAGAUAAUCGAAUCACGCAAAGCUGAAAGAGUGGCUGAAGAAUCUAAGUUGGCUGUCACUUCAAAUGCUGUCCCAGAAGUUACUGAAAGGGCCGUUGUUCCUGGAGAGUCGGUACCAUCUGUAUCCAAUGUGCAGCCUCCACCUCCAGCAGCUGUACCUUCAACUGUAGUAGCAGAUAAUGCUUCUACUCUAGCUUCUCUUCGCAUGCUUCCUGUAUACUUGAGAACAUAUGCACUUGAGCAAAUGGUACAUGCUGCAAGCUCAUCUGCCGGCCUUAGGACUAUCAAACGGGUCGAACAGACCCUACAAGAUCUUUCGGUUAAUCUAAAACCCAGGGUUCCAACAAAAGCCGUGUGUGCAGAGCAUCUUGAAUUAAGAAAAGAAAUAUUGACACUGCUGAAUCUUCAAAAGCAGUUGCAAAAUAAGGAGGCAGAAGGUUCUUCUUUCCGUGAGAGUCCAUACAGCGAGGCACCUGGCACACCCAAGGAUCGCGCUUUUAUUGCUGAUUCUAUGAGUUUUGGAGGGGAAAGGUUUGUUAAACGGGAUCAAAAACGAAAGGCCACUGGAAGAUUAUCUGAAGCUCCAUCAUCACCUGCUCAAUCUAAUAAAAGGCCAAGAAAACAGAAGGGAUCCGAUCUGUGAUCCUCUAGUGGUAUGCAUCUAAAAGGCUAAUGCUGGAGCAGGCAGCUUUCCAUGAUGCCCUUUUGGAGCAUCAGUUUCUGAUUGAUUAAGGAUGUUGUGAUGAACGUUCAUACUGGUUAAGAGACUCAAUUUUCAUGGUCGUCUGUGCAAUCGGGUUAAUAACUGUCUGUUUAGUUCAUUUAUCUUCAUCACGAAGGCAAAGCUCUGGUUUUCUUACAUCUACUAGCUAGUUUGGUCUUUCUUUUGUUGGCAGAGUUAGCAGGAUAGUUCUUAUAUGAUGGUGUGUUACAUGUAAAUCUAGCCAGAAACGAGGAAGAUUAACUCUUUUUUAUACACUUUCAUUUUGUGUAUUAGUUUUUGUUCUUCAACCUAAAAGAAUCAUGAUGUAAUUUUCUUUUCUAUCGUUGACAAGUAACGUAAUAUCAAAUGGGUCUAGUUUCUAUAA
Messenger RNA from Cucurbita pepo subsp. pepo (vegetable marrow), 2065 nucleotides. Its product is annotated as SWR1-complex protein 4. Lineage: Eukaryota; Viridiplantae; Streptophyta; Magnoliopsida; Cucurbitales; Cucurbitaceae. Gene Ontology annotation, cellular component: nucleus; Swr1 complex; NuA4 histone acetyltransferase complex. Gene Ontology annotation, biological process: negative regulation of transcription by RNA polymerase II; DNA repair; chromatin remodeling. The record is from RefSeq and is a predicted model, not a curated record. Gene Ontology annotation, molecular function: transcription corepressor activity.